Molecule: messenger RNA, 1844 nt
Organism: Salmo salar (Atlantic salmon)
Lineage: Eukaryota; Metazoa; Chordata; Actinopteri; Salmoniformes; Salmonidae
Source: RefSeq, a predicted model, not a curated record
CUUGUUGCAGGCUUACACCGUUACGCGCAGUUGUAUUUUGUGAAGAGUAGUUUCAGCGAUUUUUACCGAUUCCAAAGAAAACAUCAUGGCGAUGAAAUCUGGAAAAGCGAAGUCUAAGGUUAACUUUACAGAUUUGCAAAUUUGAGAAGAAAUGGAUAGAGAAAGUUAGACCGAAUAUUUGCUUGACGAUGACUCGUCAUCCAGCCAUAGCUUUGAUUCGGAAGCUGAAGAACUGUUUCUACAGGGAGAGGACAUUCUUCUGGAUCGUGGUAGCGACUCUGACUGGGAGCCCCCGGUGUCAAGGUGCCCAUCCCCCGAUGAAGCUGGUUCGUCCAGCCAGACACCUGCUGUCUCUGGCGCCACACCUACCCCCGCCCGGCCAUCUCGAGGUGGGAAGAAGUCAAAUAAGCGGAGGAAGGGAAGCGUGGAACCUGCUGGCAGAGCGGUAGAUGGGCAUUGGCACACUGUGCUGGAGGAGGAUGAAGAUCAAGUUCCACCAGUAUUUUGGCCGAAAAGGCAGCCAGGGCCACAACUGGACAUGACAGCGAAGUACAGCCCCCUUCAACUAUUUCAGCUGUUUUUCACCCCGUCAGUUAUUGAUUCACUUGUGUGUAACACCAACAAGUAUGGAGCAAAAAAGCUAGCAGGCAAGAAAGAUGCAUGGAAGCCCAUUUUCAUGCAAGACCUUUUCUGCUUCCUUUCAAUUGUAAUUUACAUGGGGCUGGUGAAGCUGAAAUCCCUCAAGGCUUACUGGAAAACAUCCCCGCUCUAUCAACUGCCUUUCCCACCCACUGUGAUGUCCUGUAAAAGGUUUUUAUAUAUCUUACGGGCGCUUCACAUCAGUGACCCUAAAGUUGAUGAGGCCAAUGACAAGAGGAGAGGCACCGCAAGGUUUGAUAAGCUCUGUAAAAUCAAACCUCUCUACCCCAGCAUGGUUGAGGCCUGCAAGACUUAUUUUCAGCCCGCCCAGAACUUGUCAAUUGAUGAGAGGAUGGUAGCCUCAAAGGCCCGAAUCAGUCUAAAGCAAUACAUGCGGAACAAACCAACAAAAUGGGGAUACAAGCUGUUUGUUUUGGCCGAUUCUGUGUGUGCGUACACCUGCAAUUUUUUUGUUUAUGAGGGGAAAAGCUCUUUUGCGACCGGUAAGGGACUGAGUUAUGACUCUGUCAUGGAUCUGUUGGAUUUGAAACUUCUGGGGAGUGGCUACAAACUCUAUGUUGACAAUUUUUACACAAGCCCUGCCCUUUUCACAGACCUCAGGAAGCUGAAUGUGUGGGCUUGUGGCACCAUUCGGUCCAACAGAGUGAGUUUUCCGAAGACAAAGGUGAAUGACAUGUCUAAGCGGGCUGAGCGGGGAGCGAUACGAUGGAUUCGCCAAGAUGGCCUGCUCUUCGUGAAGUGGAUGGGAUACCAGAGAGGUGGUGAUGUGCAGUACUAUCCACAAGUCCUUCAGUGGCGAUCACGUCGUCAGGCGUGUGAAGGGCGCUACUGGGGAAUGGGCCAAUCAAGGAUUACAACAAGGGCAUGGGAGGUGUGGACCUUUCAGACGCACUGAUCGGAUAUUACAAUGUUCUCCACAAGACCAUGAAAUGGUACAAGACAUUGUUUUAUCACUUCAUCGACAUUGCUGUGGUCAAUUCCUUCAUACUCCAGAAGGAAAUGGCUAAGAGCUGUGGACAGCCCCCCAUCUCCCAGCAUUCUGCAGCGAUACGCCAUCCCGUCUGGUUUGCACUUUGUGGAACUUUUAUUUGUUUUUCAAUAAGACAAUGACCCAACACACCUCCAGGCUGUGUAAGGGUUAUUUGACCAAGAAAGAGUGUGAUGAAGUGCUGCAUCAGAUGACC